UCGUUCCUCUACUCACCCCAGCACACCCGCUGGACGCCCUCGCGCGUCUCCAAAAAGCGCCGAUCCUGGAGAGUCACCUCAAAUAAAAGAAAACUCUAGUCAUAAGGGAGUCCGAGGCGUUGAACGUAGAAUGCCGAAUUCACCAAGCAAGCAAACCAACAGCCGCAACGUGAUCGCGACAAACAAUAUGCAGGUCUUAGAACGGGAACACAACCAAACUGAGAAUAAACAGGGCAUUGUUGGAGGGCCACGAGGAGCCAGACCUGGGGAGCGUGAAGCAGACAAAAGACGAAAUGUUGGUGUCGGUAAUGGAGCCUGUGAUGGGGGAAUGGCAGGAGCACCACAGCAUGAUGUAGGGCUUCGCCUUCUCAGGGACGAAAAAGGACUUGCAUGUAGGCCAGCGGCGUCGAAGCCUCUCUCGGAAGAGCAGGAAGAAAGGAUUCGGGAAUUUAAAAAAACUGUCAGACACUUCAAACACCAGCUCGAAUGCAACUAUGCAGCACAAACCCAAACUAUGAACCAGACACUGGGCCACGGCGGGUUCGGCGCUGUCUACCUCGUGAAGAGGAAGGCCGACGGACGACACUUUGCCCUCAAACAGGUUCCCAAACGGAAGGUUCUGAAAGUGUCUUCUCGUGAACGGCAGUUUGCGGAGCGCAACUUUCUCUCUUCCUGCAACUGUCCCUGCAUUGUUCAACUGCAUGCAACAUUCCAAGACGAGUUGUUCCUGUACCAAGUGGUCGAGUUCCUUCAAGGAGGGAGCAUGAUGCACUACAUGCAUGCGAAGCAAAAGUUCCCCGAAGAUGUUGUCAAGCUUUGCAUCGCCGAGCUCGUCCUUGCAGUGAAGGAGGUCCAUGACAAAAAUUACAUUCACAGGGACAUUAAACCGGACAAUAUCGUAUUCACCCGAGAUGGCCAUCUUAAGCUCCUAGACUUUGGACUCGCCAAGUUCGCGCCGCACGUCUUCCACUUCGCUUCUUACGGCAACAGCCCGAGUCGUUCACGCUGCUGUUCGUCCACGUCUGCGGGAGGCGCCGCUCAUGCAGGAAUGAGCACAACUACUGCCAGUACCAUGGCGAGUCCUCACCCGCUGGAGCCGACUUGCGGAAGCAAUCCUUUGUCCCCAGUGAAAGUUUUUGGAAGACACUUGCCUCGAAACUCUUCGUCUCCGUAUGGUUUCGGCGAAGGGUGCUGCAAAUGCCUGCACAUGCAGCACGAGGAAGAACUGUCUGGGGAUGGAAACUUGAAUCGACCCUCUGACACGCUGCUGCGUUCUAUCUGUGGAACUCCGAUGUACACAGCUCCAGAAGUUCUUAGAGGCGAGGGGUACGACCACUCCGUCGAUUGGUGGUCCGUCGGCGUGGUGAUGUUUGAGAUGCUCUACGGAGGCAUUCCGUUCUGUCCGCCUCCCAAGUAUCGCGGAGAUGUAGCAGCAUUUGUGAAAGUUCAAGUUACGAAUCACGCACUUGUUUGCCCAAUUCCGUACCCGUCGCCGAUCUCGAGUGUCCUUUCUCCAGAAUCCAUCAGCAUGAUGCAGAGCCUCGUGUGUGAGCCAGAGAACCGAUUCAAGAGCGCUGCGAAAAUCAUGCAGCAUCCCUGGUUUGACGGCAUCGACUGGGAGACAAUUCACCGCCAAAAGUCGCCUCUCUGUGAAGACACUGAACUGUACGCUCAGCGUCACUUCCCCCUCAUCGACGUUUCUUCCGACUCCUCAGACGCAGAGCAAGACGCCAACACACAGUUUGGAAACGAUGCAAAGGAUUCAACUGUUUUAAAACCCGGUGACGGCGGUGCAAACAAAAAGGGACCAUCGGGCACGAGCUACCGAUCCAAACCUGGUUCUUCAGCAGCCGCAGAGCCGGACUUGCUGUUUUCUCGCUACGAGUUUAACAGGCGAGCGGUGGAGACGCUGCCGACAUUCAGCAGAGUCCUGCAGAGAAAUGCACAGAAGCAUUUUAAUUCCACUUUCAACAGCAGGACUCGCGACAGUUCUGCCUCCCCGUCGCCUUCGGUGAAAUCGCCUGGAGGCAACGAGUCAAGAUUCUGGCGCCCAGACCGAAGCAGUGGCGAUCACGAGAACGGUGCAAACCACGCCGAUGUCCAGCCCAUGAAAGUCAUGUUUUCGCCAGAUCCCAAGCGAUGCGAACUAGCCAAAGACGAGGAGCCUUUUGCCACUGAAGAGCAAGCUUGUGAUCAGGCACUCUUUGCUGAAGAACGGCAGCACGCCAGAGCGGAAGAAGAGGGGGAGGCGGAACAGACACAGAUGUCGCUGUCUUUGGACAGCGCUGAGGAGACUGGGAUGCGCUCUUUUUCUGCGGAAAGUGACCGUGGAGCGAACGGAAAAGCAGACGAAUGUAGCCACGGUGGAUCCACAGAAUCACUAGGACGGCUUUACGAGGAGGCGCACAAAAACUGUCAGGGUACAGAACCCCAGGAAGUGGCUGUGGAACGCAGCUAGGAACGCAGAAAAGAACAUUGAAGAAACCGAUUGAGACAGCUAGUAAGGACUGGAAAGAGCUUUGGACGAGGGGUUCGCUAAUUCAGGAAUGACUGGGGAGAAAGUAUGAGGCGGCACACAUAAAACAGGGAGACGUGCUUCUGGCAGAAACGGAAGCGAAGUUGCGAUGGUGUAAGAUUAUUAAGGCAAAAAGUCACCAAGUAUCUCGUAGAAACAGUGGAACUUUACAGAGGGAAUAGGCGUCUCAGUGAACUGCUUGAAAUGCAACUACGGCUUCAAAAGUGUAAUUUCGACUGGAGAAAAACGACAGGUGGAAACGAAAGGAACCUUGCAGCCGAAUUGGCCACUAACUGUAUCACGGACGUCCAAGGUGUUUCAACCUCUGGAAGAUUUCGCAAUCCGGUUGAGAAAUAGGUUGUGAAAAAGAUAAACUUCUCGACACUAUUUAAACACAAUAAUACCGGAGUGAGUUGCAGAAUUCGCACGUACAUUUACUAUUCGGACAGACGGCGGAGGGUACGUCUGGGCAUAAACUUUUCCUCAAUGCAUACGUGUCGUUUAACACCUUGUGCUUGCGAACCGCUGAAAAGCACAGAGAGAAACCGUAUCCUAGCUCGAUUCGGAUGCUUCACAUGCAAAGUAACAUUUUAUCGAAGCCAUGGUCAGGCUGUGAGUAGAGCGGGUUCUCAGACACUUUCAAACUGGAUAUACCGCAGAACCACAAGAGUAUUGACUAUCCA
Molecule: messenger RNA, 3198 nt
Organism: Toxoplasma gondii ME49
Lineage: Eukaryota; Apicomplexa; Conoidasida; Eucoccidiorida; Sarcocystidae
Product: AGC kinase
Exons: 11
Coding region: 131-2458 (775 amino acids)
Biological process (GO): peptidyl-serine phosphorylation; intracellular signal transduction
Molecular function (GO): protein serine/threonine kinase activity; ATP binding
Source: RefSeq, a predicted model, not a curated record